Molecule: messenger RNA, 494 nt
Organism: Glossina fuscipes
Lineage: Eukaryota; Metazoa; Arthropoda; Insecta; Diptera; Glossinidae
Gene: RpL35
Product: 60S ribosomal protein L35
Exons: 3
Coding region: 79-450 (123 amino acids)
Biological process (GO): translation; maturation of LSU-rRNA from tricistronic rRNA transcript (SSU-rRNA, 5.8S rRNA, LSU-rRNA)
Cellular component (GO): ribosome; cytosolic large ribosomal subunit
Molecular function (GO): structural constituent of ribosome; mRNA binding
Source: RefSeq, a predicted model, not a curated record
CGUGUAAAACUGUCAAACCGUCCUAGCCAGUAUAAUUGAUUUCGACAACAUUCUUUUUUACGUGAUUCCGUGGACAAAAUGGUGAAAGUAAAGUGUUCGGAUUUGAGAACUAAAGACAAAAAGGAGCUCACCAAACAGCUGGAUGAGCUCAAAAUUGAGUUGCUUAAUUUACGCGUCUCAAAGGUGACGGGAGGAGCCCCCUCAAAGCUUUCCAAAAUACGCGUGGUUCGUAAAGCUAUUGCCCGUGCAUACAUUGUUAUGCAUCAGAGACAGAAGGAAAAUUUGCGAAAAGUUUUUAAAAACAAGAAGUACAAGCCUUUGGACUUAAGAAAGAAAAGAACUCGGGCUAUGCGGAAGGCUCUAUCCCCUAGAGACGCAAACAGAAAAACAUUAAAGGAAAUUCGCAAACGAUCGAUUUAUCCAAAACGCAAGUUUGCAGUUAAAGCAUGAUCAGUAACAUCAAUUAAAAAUAAUAAAAAGUAGAUCGGAAAUAA